Messenger RNA from Carica papaya (papaya), 868 nucleotides. NCBI's taxonomy places the organism in Eukaryota, Viridiplantae, Streptophyta, Magnoliopsida, Brassicales, Caricaceae. The record is from RefSeq and is a predicted model, not a curated record.
AGGCAGGGGUGUCAGUCUCUGUCACGAAAGCUUUCUGAAAUUUGUGGCCAGCACUUGACUAAACUCCAUUUUUAAUAAUUAAUGGCGGAAAUUUGAAGAAAAUUAAUCACAUGUACCCACCCACACGUCUUCUUCUUCUUCUCUCUCUCUCUCUCUCUCUCUCUCAGUCUCAGAGGACCCCAACUCACAUAAUAUAAACUCCUUUUAUCUCCUUCCUUCUCCGUCAUCGUCCUAAUCAUUAUCAUCCUUACCACCAACCAACAACAACUAUAACUCUAACAGGAUAAUAUUCCGAUACAGAGCAAUCAGAGAGAGAGAGAGAGAGAGAGAGAGAGAGAGAGAUCAGAUGGGUGAUAUUUUUUAUAAUUCCUUAAGUGGAGAGAAAUGAGAUUAGGAGAGAAUUAUGCGAACCCUUUGUGACGCUUGUGAGAGUGCUGCCGCAAUCGUCUUUUGUGCUGCCGAUGAGGCUGCUCUCUGCCGUGCUUGCGACGAAAAGGUGCACAUGUGUAAUAAGCUUGCUAGUCGGCAUGUGAGGGUUGGCCUGGCAGAUCCUAAUGAUGUUCCUCGCUGUGAUAUAUGUGAAAAUGCACCCGCUUUCUUCUACUGUGAGAUAGAUGGAAGUUCCCUUUGUUUGCAAUGUGAUAUGAUUGUUCAUGUUGGAGGUAAAAGAACCCACGGAAGAUAUCUUCUGUUGAGGCAGAGAGUUGAGUUUCCGGGGGAUAAAUCUGGUGACCCAUCCGGUCUAAUCAUUGCUAAUCAAGAGCUGGUAUUUAUAAAGGGGCCCAGUGGGCCACGAUGUCGCCUUCUCCUGCCUAACACGAAGACUGCUGUGUUGGAUUGGAGAAGAGGAAAACCUGAGGAAGACUAA